Molecule: messenger RNA, 1547 nt
Organism: Gadus chalcogrammus (walleye pollock)
Lineage: Eukaryota; Metazoa; Chordata; Actinopteri; Gadiformes; Gadidae
Exons: 3
Coding region: 291-1016 (241 amino acids)
Biological process (GO): regulation of transcription by RNA polymerase II
Cellular component (GO): nucleus; transcription regulator complex
Source: RefSeq, a predicted model, not a curated record
UCUCGUUGCAAGGCGUUGCAAGGUGAAUCUUGCAACGGCUUGCAACGAGACGGUUUUAGAACGUCGCAGGGGCGGUGUGAACGGGUCGCUGCAAGCCGUUGCAAGGAGUUGCAAGGCGUCGCAAGGAGGAGUCGCCAGAGAUUGAACAUGUCAAAUCGCAAGGUCCAGUUUUAGAACGCGGCGAUUGAACGAUUCCUCUUCAGCCAAUCACAGCACAGAACAACUUGUCCGUCACGGCCUCACUCCGUCCCGGUACCGUACUGUCCACUCCAGCAUAAAAAGAUCCGAAGAUGGCAGACUUCUGGUCCGAGGAGAGGGAGGAGAAUUUAAUUGGGUUGCUGGAGGAUCAACCUGUCCUAUACGACGUCGGCAGCAAGGGGUACAGCAACAGGGACAGCAAGAGGAGAGCGUGUUGUGACAUCGCGGUGGCGCUUGGUGUAUCCGAAAAAGAGGUGGGCAAGAAGAUCCACUCCCUCCGGACGCAGUACAACAGGUACAGCAAGGCACCAGCUCCGGGGAGGGCCGGUGGGAGAACUGGCAGGCAGGACUGGGUACUCAGGAGGCUCUCUUUCCUGGAGCCAUAUAUCAGGAAGAGAGCUUCUUCGUCCAACGUGGAUGAAAAGAUUGUUGAAAGAGAGAGUGAUGAUGUGGAGGGACUGGACGAGGAAGAGGACGUGGAGGUAGAGGAGAGCAGUGAACCUGAGGGACAAGGCAGCACCUGCCUCGUCCCUCAGGUUCAGAAGGUCGCAGGCAGUAAAAGAAAGAGGCAAACAGAAAAGCAAGAAGAUGAGGUCCUAAGUGCCGUUGGCAAUUUUCUGAGAAACAGGACGGAACAGAGGGAGGAGGACACAAUGUCAAUCUUUUGUAAGAACCUCGAGAUGAAAAUGAGGCGAAUCAAGGACCCAAAUAUUUUAUUAGAUUUAGAGCACCAGCUGGAGGAAGCCUGCUACCAGGCUUCACUUAAAGAUAGAGACAACCAAGCCCCCCAAGGCACAGAAAGGAAAGGUAAUCCCUAAUAGUCACAUCACUGUAAAAUAUCUCUGUGACGUCAUCGAACACAAAUGGGCGACGUUGUGUUUGUGAUGCAAUGGUUAGGGUUAGGGUUAGGGUUAGGGUUAGGGUUAGGGUUAGGCUACAUCCAUCCCAGCUAUCACCAUGUGAUCGCUCACACCAUGAUGAGAUGGAAAUGAUCCUCGAAACACGUUAUCUAUUGAACAGGAUAACUUACUGCUCAGCAUUGAUGCGAUUUAUACAAGCCAAGAAAUAAUAUAUUUUUUAAAUUUUAUUGAUGUAGAAUAGUAAUUUCAGAUCAUAAAUAUCAAGGGCUUUAACCAUUUGAAUUGGUGAUGAUAAAAUAUAAAGGUUGUUCUGUGUUAUAGCUCGAUGUUGCAAUCGGUACAGGUUAUUUGCCAAAUCUACAUCAGUUCUGUUGGUUUCCAAAUAAAACUCUAAACUCAUCCAACCUCCUGUGUCUCUGUCUCUGAGUGUAGAUCAGGGAAACGCACUGAAGUCCAUCUUAGUCUGAUGCUUAUGUGGGAUCAGCGUUU